This is a messenger RNA of Neomonachus schauinslandi (Hawaiian monk seal), 1817 nucleotides long. RefSeq names its product 5'-nucleotidase domain containing 3 (gene NT5DC3). Gene Ontology annotation, molecular function: 5'-nucleotidase activity. Bases 1 to 1644 code for a protein of 547 amino acids. NCBI's taxonomy places the organism in Eukaryota, Metazoa, Chordata, Mammalia, Carnivora, Phocidae. The transcript is spliced from 14 exons. The record is from RefSeq and is a predicted model, not a curated record.
AUGGCCGCGGCGGCGGCGGCGGCGGCGGCGGCCCGUGGGGCCGGGGCGAGGGCGGCGGCGGCCCUGCUGGGCGGCUGCAGGAGUGCGGCCCGGGGGCAACUGCGCGCGGGCCCCUCACGGCCCUUGUGCACAGCACCUGGAACGGCCCCGGACAUGAAAGGCUACCUGUGGGAGCGCUACCGGGAGGCGAAGAGGAAUACGGAGGACUUGGUUCCUUCAAUUAUGAACAACUUGUUGAAUCCAGAUGCCAUUUUCUCAAACAAUGAGAUGAGCCUGUCGGACAUUGAAAUCUAUGGCUUCGACUAUGAUUAUACCUUGGUGUUUUAUUCAAAGCAGCUCCACACGCUGAUAUUUAAUGCUGCUCGGGACCUUCUCAUCAAUGAACACCGGUAUCCGGUGGAAAUCAAGAAGUAUGAGUAUGACCCAAAUUUUGCAAUUCGUGGACUUCAUUAUGAUGUGCAGCGGGCAGUAUUGAUGAAGAUUGAUGCUUUUCAUUACAUCCAGUUGGGAACCGUCUACAGAGGCCUCAGUGUUGUCCCCGAUGAAGAAGUCAUUGAAAUGUAUGAGGGGUCCCACGUGCCCCUGGAACAGAUGAGCGACUUUUAUGGAAAGAGUUCUCAUGGAAACACCAUGAAGCAGUUCAUGGACAUCUUCUCCCUGCCGGAGAUGUCCCUCCUCUCCUGCGUGAAUGAAUACUUCCUUAAGAACAACGUUGACUAUGAACCUGUCCAUCUGUACAAAGAUGUCAAGGAUUCAAUUCGAGAUGUGCACAUCAAAGGAAUCAUGUACAGCGCGAUCGAAGCAGAUAUUGAAAAGUACAUCUGCUAUGCCGAGCAGACCCGGGCAGUGCUGGCCAAACUGGCUGAUCACGGCAAGAAGAUGUUCCUCAUCACCAACAGCCCCAGUAGUUUCGUGGACAAAGGGAUGAAGUAUAUUGUUGGAAAAGACUGGAGGGACCUGUUUGAUGUGGUCAUCGUUCAGGCCGAGAAGCCAAACUUCUUUAAUGAUAAGCGGAGACCUUUCCGCAAGGUGAACGAGAAAGGCGCCUUGCUCUGGGACAAGAUCCACAAGUUGCAGAAAGGCCAGAUUUAUAAGCAGGGCAAUUUAUAUGAAUUUUUGAAGCUUACUGGAUGGAGAGGAUCCAAAGUGUUGUAUUUUGGUGACCACAUAUACAGUGACCUGGCGGAUUUGACCCUGAAGCAUGGCUGGCGGACUGGUGCAAUUAUCCCGGAGCUGAGAUCCGAGCUCAGGAUCAUGAACACGGAGCAGUACAUUCAAACCAUGACCUGGCUGCAGACCCUGACCGGGUUAUUGGAACAGAUGCAGGUUCACAGAGAUGCUGAGUCACAGCUGGUUUUGCAGGAGUGGAAAAAGGAAAGAAAGGAGAUGAGAGAAAUGACCAAAAAUUUCUUCAACACCCAGUUUGGAAGCUUGUUCCGCACAGACCAGAACCCGACCUACUUCCUGAGGCGCCUGUCGCGCUUUGCUGAUAUCUACAUGGCGUCUCUGAGCUGCCUCUUGAACUACGAUGUCAGCCACACGUUCUACCCGCGGAGGACUCCGCUGCAGCACGAACUUCCCGCCUGGUCGGACAGGGCGUCCACCUUCAGACUCCCCCUCCUGCAGGAGGCCCACGCCAAGUAACCAGGUGCCCACCUGCGGAAAAAGCCAGAAGCAGGGACAACCCCCAACUGGCUGGACGUGAUGGGGUUGACUUGUGUGCAAAUGAGCGUUGCUUUUGGAAAAGAUACAAAUACGCCUUUUGGUAUUUAUUAUGGAGACUCCUUCCACGUUGUUGAGACAGAAGCAGGCAGCCC